AUGGCCACCGUCGAACAGAUCCAGAAGUCCGCCACCGCCGCCGCACAGAGCCUGAUUGCUUCCGAUGCAAAGACAACCAUGGCUGGAAAGCAGCCCCAGGAGAUGAAGGAGCACGCGGCCCAAGUCCUCAACGCCGCGAUACCGACGGUGCACGGGUGCGUUGAGGCGCUUGCGAAGGACCCUAGGCAGCUGGAGGCCGAAGACGCCGACGUGCUAGCUAUACGGGCUGUCACGUUGACCGCAUUCGGCACCCCAAUCGGAAGUACCUCGUCUAAGAUGAAGUAA
Messenger RNA from Diaporthe citri, 285 nucleotides. RefSeq lists its product as uncharacterized. The record is from RefSeq and is a predicted model, not a curated record. The transcript is spliced from 2 exons. NCBI's taxonomy places the organism in Eukaryota, Fungi, Ascomycota, Sordariomycetes, Diaporthales, Diaporthaceae. Bases 1 to 285 code for a protein of 94 amino acids.